GCUGCCCGGUCGCGCGCUCGUCCGCGCGCCUGUCAAUCAUCAUCAUGGCGGCGGGCCCGCCUCAGCCCGGGGCGGAGGGCCCCAUGGCCGGCUCGGCCCAGGGGGAGCGGCCCCCCGGGGCCUUGGUGGAGCGCGGCUUGACCACUUCGGGCCUGGGUCUGGUCAACCUUCCCGACGGCCACCGCGCCGCCGACCCCCUGGACCUCGUGGAGCUGGCCCACCAGGUGCAGAAGGCCGACGAAUUUGUCCGCGCUAAUGCCAGCAACAGGUUGACCGCUAUAGCUGAGCAGAUCCGACAUUUACAAGCCCAGGCCAGAAAGGUGUUAGAAGAGGCCCGCAGAGAUGCCGACCUGCACCACGCGGCUUGCAGUUUGGUGAAGAAACCUGGCAACAUCUACUUCCUGUAUCAGCGGGAGAGUGGUCAACGCUACUUCUCAAUCCUUUCUCCGAAGGAGUGGGGGGCCAGCUGCCCCCACGACUUCCUGGGGGCCUACAAACUUCAGCAUGAUCUGUCCUGGACGCCGUACGAAAACGUGGAGAAGCGAGAAGCUGAAAUCAGCAUGGUGGAGAAGCUAUUGAGCCAGCAGGCAUCUCUGCCCCCUUGCACAGAGCCCAACUUCCAGGGACUGAGCCAGUGAUAGCCAGAGCCGCCCAGGCUCCGGCAGCUCACCCAGAACCGAUUCUCUUCAGACCUUCUCGCCCCGGGGGGAGGACUUCCAUUCCAGUGGUCCCCACGGGGAGGAGAGCAAGACUGGGACAAUUGCUAAUUAAAGUCUCCUGGGGCAAGGA
This is a messenger RNA of Ornithorhynchus anatinus (platypus), 789 nucleotides long. RefSeq names its product chromosome 5 C1orf50 homolog (gene C5H1orf50). Lineage: Eukaryota; Metazoa; Chordata; Mammalia; Monotremata; Ornithorhynchidae. The transcript has 5 exons. The coding region runs from base 45 to 638 and encodes 197 amino acids. The record is from RefSeq and is a predicted model, not a curated record.